GCACUUAGGGGAGGGGCGUGGCACGCGCCUUGGAGCACCCUCCCGGUCGGUUCAAACGACCUCGAGACCUGGCGGGUUGGUGGAGAGCAGAAGGGAGGGAGGGAAGGUAGGAGCCUGGGCCUACCUCUCGACCCCAAGCCUCCCAGCUCCAUGGUCCCCGCCGCCUGCAUGCUGCUCUGGGCCCUGCUGCUUAGUCUGGGGUCCCGGGCGGCGGGGGCCCAAGACCAGACGUCAAACCCGACUGCCACCCCAACGACCACUGGGACGCCGCGGAUCAGCUUACGCUUUGGGGGCCCAGCCCGCAGCCUCCGGAGCACAAGCAGCACCGGCCGGAACAGUGUAUCCCGGAAGAGGAAGGUAACUCUGGAGGAUGAGAAUGACGCCCUAGCCACUGCUGACCGCCUGGCCGCCCCGGCAGCCGCUGAGCUCCUGUCCACUGUGACAGGCAUUAGCCGGUCGUCAUUGCCCAUCUCCUAUGAGGAUGGCUCCUUGGAAGAGGGGGUCGUGAUUGAUGCCAGAAAAACCACCUACCCUGGAACUCUGUAUUCGACCCCCAGUACUAUGGGAAGUAUUAGCACCACCGGUAGGUUUUUAGCUAACACCCAGGAGCGAGACAUUAGGGUGACCACCGAUAUACCAACCCUCACUUCAAAACCUACUGAGGACCUGACUUCCGAGACCACCCUGCACCAGUGGUCGCCGACACCUGGGUCCACCCCAACCCCGUGGCCAUCACCCUCACCCACAGCCAUGCCAUCUCCCGAGGAUCUACGGGUGGUGCUGAUGCCUUGGGGCCCAUGGCACUGCCACUGUAAGUCGGGUACCAUGAGCAGGAGUCGCGCUGGGAAGCUGCAUGGCCUUUCUGGGCGCCUUCGCGUCGGGGCACUGAGCGAACUCCGCACAGAGCACCGGCCUUGCACCUACCAGCAAUGCCCUUGCAACAAGCUGCGGGAGGAGUGCCCUCUGGACUCGAGUCUGUGUCCUGACAAUGGCUGCAGCUCGCACACCACCUCGGUCAGCACCACCUCUACUCAGGUCCCUGUGCACCUGAGACGCAGACCCAUCCUCCCGUCCACUAGCCCGAGCCCGAGCCCAGCUCUUGCCUUUUGGAAACGUGUCAGGAUCGGCCUAGAGGAUAUCUGGAAUAGCCUUUCUUCAGUGUUCACAGAGAUGCAACCAAUAGAAAGAACCCAGAGGUAAUGACCACGUCACCUUCAAGAGGAGAUAUCUGCAUUGUAACCUUCCUUUUCAACCCCAGCACCCACUACGUAUUUUUAAUACAGGAAAAAAAAACCCAUAAAAAUA
Messenger RNA from Mesocricetus auratus (golden hamster), 1305 nucleotides. It is a transcript of the gene CUNH1orf56, whose product is annotated as chromosome unknown C1orf56 homolog. Gene Ontology annotation, biological process: regulation of cell population proliferation. The transcript is spliced from 2 exons. The record is from RefSeq and is a predicted model, not a curated record. Lineage: Eukaryota; Metazoa; Chordata; Mammalia; Rodentia; Cricetidae. Bases 151 to 1200 code for a protein of 349 amino acids.